AUGGCUGGACUGAGUGGUGCUGAUCUUCGAGCACCGAUUUUCAAUGGAGAAAAUUUUGAUUUCUGGCAGAUAAAGAUGAAGACCAUCUUCAGAUCUCACGAUCUGUGGGAUAUGGUUGAAACGGGGCAUAAUCCUUCGGCGAAGAAAGUAGAAGAAGAACUCACUGCAGUUGAGCUAAAGCAUCUGAAGAAGAACAUGAUCAACGAUGCUAAGGCUUUUGGAAUUAUUCAAGGAGAUAUGUUAGAUGAAAUUUUCCCAAGGAUUGCCAUUCUGGAGACAGCAAAAGAGGCCUGGGAUAUACUGAAGCAGGAGUUUAUUGGAGAUAAACAGGAUGUAGUUGCUACUCUAAAAGGUUAUGAACAAAGGAUUGAGAGACACUCUGAAAAUAAUACUGAAAAGACCUUUGCUAGUUUAAGUAUAGCUCCCAUGAAGAACAAUUACAAUGGCAAUCAAAACUUUAAACCCACAAAGAACUGGCAAACAAAGGGUAAGAAAUGGGAUACCAAAUCUAUGCACCAUCAAGGAAAAUUUACUGGGUCUUCUGAUAGUGUCAAGAAUGCUUGCAAGUACUGUGAUAAACUUCAUUUUGGAGAGUGUUGGUUCAAAGGGAAACCAAGAUGCCGCAACUGUGAUAAGCCAAGGCAUUUUGCCAAGGAUUGUAGAUCUAAAAAGGUUACCCAACAGGAAAAUUAUGCUAAUCAAGUGGAGAGCAACCCAACUAUGUCCUAUGUGUGUAUGUCUGCUGCAGUGAAGAAGGGAGAAGACGUUUGGUAUGUUAAUAGUGGCUACAAUAAUCACAUGACAGGAAGAGAAGAUUUACUGGAGAACAUUAAUAGAAGUGUUACUGCCAAAGUUGAGAUGGGCACAGGGGAGUUGGUUAAUGAAGUUGGAAAAGGAGAAUUAAUGGUUGCAACUAAGCAAGGCAAAAGGUACAUCAAGGAGAUCAUGUUAGUACCUGGUUUAAAGGAGAAUUUAUUGAGCGUGGGACAGAUGAUGGAGCAUGGAUAUUACCUUGUGUUUGGGGGGAUUGAAGUCAGAAUUUAUGAAGAUUUUACAUGCUCUAAUCUGGUUGUCAAAAUUCCUAUGAAAGGAAAUCGAAGUUUUCCUUUGAAGUUGCAACCAGGAAUCCAAAUUGCUAUGAGGGCAAGUGUUAGACAAGCAGCUGAGAUAAGGCAUAGAAGACUCGGGCAUCUAAAUAUGAAUGCUCUAAUGCAACUCUAA
This is a messenger RNA of Malus domestica (apple), 1221 nucleotides long. NCBI's taxonomy places the organism in Eukaryota, Viridiplantae, Streptophyta, Magnoliopsida, Rosales, Rosaceae. The record is from RefSeq and is a predicted model, not a curated record.